Messenger RNA from Cetraspora pellucida, 294 nucleotides. The record is from the annotation of a GenBank genome assembly. NCBI's taxonomy places the organism in Eukaryota, Fungi, Glomeromycota, Glomeromycetes, Diversisporales, Gigasporaceae.
AUGCUUAAUAAAUUGAAUUCUAAUUAUAAAACUAAUGCUCAACUUAUUUCUAAUACUUUAUAUUCUUUAAUUACUUACUCUGAUAAUGAUUGUGAUACUUCUUUAGUUGAAUAUGAAGUAAGUAGUAAUAUUUAUUCUAACAAUAGUUAUGAUAUAUCUUUAGUUGAAUAUAAAGUAAAUAGUAGUACUUAUACUAAUAACAGUUGUAGUACUGCUUUAGUUAAUAAUGUUAGUGGUCAUUAUUCUGCAACAAAUUAUUUAACUAAAACUUUAUAUGAUAAUAAAGAAUUAUGA